Gaeumannomyces tritici R3-111a-1 is the source of this 321-nucleotide messenger RNA. RefSeq lists its product as hypothetical. The transcript has a single exon. The record is from RefSeq and is a predicted model, not a curated record. The annotation marks the transcript as partial. Gene Ontology annotation, molecular function: nucleic acid binding; zinc ion binding. Lineage: Eukaryota; Fungi; Ascomycota; Sordariomycetes; Magnaporthales; Magnaporthaceae.
AAAGCCUUUAAAGCAAAAAUAAUAUCGGAACCGUAUAAAAGGACCCCGGGGAAUAUAAGUAUUUUAGCCCCCAAAAAGUUGGUUACUUGCUUUAAAUGCGGGCAGUUAAGCCAUAUCGCUGCAGCAUGCAAAAUACGAACGGAUAACCCGGAAACCCCGUUAGCCCUAGCAAUUACACAAAAGGCAAAGGGAAAAAAGCCCGAAGUACGGUAUUACGGGUAUGGGGAGCUAGGUUAUAUCCGGCCGGCGUGCCCCAAAAAAAGCAAAAUAUCGCCACCUAAUUCGAUACCGUUGUUUGGCCGUUUAGGUACCGGGGCUUAA